Messenger RNA from Hippopotamus amphibius kiboko, 1446 nucleotides. RefSeq names its product purine nucleoside phosphorylase (gene PNP). The coding region runs from base 103 to 1017 and encodes 304 amino acids. The record is from RefSeq and is a predicted model, not a curated record. Lineage: Eukaryota; Metazoa; Chordata; Mammalia; Artiodactyla; Hippopotamidae. Gene Ontology annotation, molecular function: purine-nucleoside phosphorylase activity. The transcript is spliced from 6 exons. Gene Ontology annotation, cellular component: cytoplasm. Gene Ontology annotation, biological process: nucleoside metabolic process.
AACUUCCCGAGCUGGGGAUAUAAGCCAGUGCGUCGCGAACAAUGCACUAACUGUACGGAGCGCACCCGGCGACCGACGGUAGCUCGGCUCAGCUGAGGAGAUAUGAGCGGAGAAGGGCAAACUCAUCGAGAGGGCGUCGGCGGGACCGUGGACAACGGAUUCACAUAUGAAGAUUAUCAGAACACUGCAGAAUGGCUUUUGUCUCACACCAAACACAGACCUCAAGUGGCGGUGAUCUGUGGUUCUGGGUUAGGAGGUCUGACUGACAGAUUAACUCAGGCCCAGAUCUUUGACUACAGGGAAAUACCGAACUUUCCCCAAAGUACAGUGCCAGGUCAUGCGGGUCGACUGGUGUUUGGGAUCUUGAAUGGCAGAGCCUGUGUGAUGAUGCAGGGCAGGUUCCACUUGUAUGAAGGCUACCCGCUCUGGAAGGUGACAUUCCCAGUGAGGGUCUUCCAGCUUCUGGGUGUGGACACGCUCGUGGUCACCAAUGCAGCUGGAGGGCUCAACCCCAAAUUUGAGGUUGGAGAUAUCAUGCUGAUCCGUGAUCACAUCAACCUACCUGGUUUAUGCGGUGAGAACCCUCUCAGAGGACCCAAUGAUGAAAGGUUUGGAGUUCGUUUCCCUGCCAUGUCUGAUGCCUAUGACCGGGAUAUGAGGCAGAAGGCUCACAGUACCUGGAAACAAAUGGGAGAGCAGAGAGAGCUACAGGAAGGCACCUACGUGAUGGUGGCGGGCCCCAGCUUUGAGACUGUGGCAGAGUGUCGUCUGCUGCAGAAGCUGGGGGGGGAUGCUGUUGGUAUGAGCACCGUACCAGAAGUUAUAGUUGCAAAGCACUGUGGACUUCGAGUCUUUGGCUUCUCCCUCAUCACCAACAAGGUCAUCUCUGAUUAUGAAAGCCGUAGGAGGGCCAAUCAUGAGGAAGUACUAGAGGCCGGGAAGCAAGCUGCACAGAAAUUGGAACAGUUUGUCUCCAUUCUUAUGGCUAGCAUUCCACUGCCUGACGAGGCCAAUUAACCAGCCCUGGAGUGGUCUGACCUCUCCUUUAUGGGAUCCAAGGAGAUGCCACCUACUUUGGUCUCUUGCUAGAGUCACGUGCCUCUGCCCCUAUUGUAGUGGCAGAAAGGAGUGUCACCUUCCAUACUUCUCCCACCAGACCUUUCUGGUGCUGAGUCCUCUUCUGCUCAGUUGUCAUCACAAAAUGAUUUCCGCCCCUAUGCCUCUUCAAGAGCCGAAGCCCUACCACACAUUCAAGGAUCUGCCCAGAAUUUGACUUGGGCUGUCGAAAUUAGCACAGUAGCUACUGCUGGCUUUUUAAGAUGAUCCUCUCACAUUCCUGGGGGCUCAGCUCUGCCUCCUCAAAGUGCUGAAGACCACACAAGGAACAGCCUAUUCCUUUUGGGCUUUUAUACUAUCAUAUUUUGAGAAUAAAGAGAAACAUGAAAU